AUGUCCGGUAUCUCUUCAGUUUGUUCCGGCACGGCCGCAGACUCAAUCAACUGGGUUGGCUACCUGGCAACAGUGUACAACGAUACCACAGUGCUGAGCUACAAUCAUGCAGUGUACGGUGCGACAGUCAAUAACACCCUUGUUCCAGGCGUGCCCCGCGAUCUAGCCUACCAGGUGUCUCGCGUCUUCGAACCUCACUACUGUCUUCCUGCCGGGUCAGAGAUUGAGGCCGAGGCAGGGGAAAGCUGGACGCCAGAAGCGGCCCUGUUCACUGUCUGGAUCGGAAUCAACGACAUUUACUCCCUGUCGCAGCGCACCGCCCCGUUCAAAGACAUUCCCAGUAUCUUGCAAAGCUACUUCGAUCUCAUCGACCGGUUGCAUGACUGCGGUGCCAGAGAUUUCCUCAUAUUCAACGUUCCACCCUGCGACCGCACCCCGAAGAUCCUGGCCCUCGAGCCGUCAGAUAUCCGGCGUUACGGCGCUGUGACCGAAGAGUUUAAUCGCCAGCUCUUGAAUGCCGUAGAGCAAUGGCGAUUGGCUAAUGUGGACUCCACAAUGGCUACUUAUGACACCUGGUCAUUCUUUACCCAAAUCCUUGACAGCCCGCAGGGAUAUGGAUUCGUGGACAGCAAGUGCAUAGGGGCCAAGAAAAGAUGUGUCUGGUGGGAUGAUUUCCACCCAGUCUCGGCCUUGCAUCGGCUUCUCGCUGCUGAUAUUGGGAAGAUUUUGGGAUGGCCGGAUGAAUGA
This is a messenger RNA of Aspergillus nidulans FGSC A4, 747 nucleotides long. Its product is annotated as SGNH/GDSL hydrolase family protein. Gene Ontology annotation, molecular function: hydrolase activity, acting on ester bonds. Lineage: Eukaryota; Fungi; Ascomycota; Eurotiomycetes; Eurotiales; Aspergillaceae. The transcript is spliced from 4 exons. Bases 1 to 747 code for a protein of 248 amino acids. The record is from RefSeq and is a predicted model, not a curated record.